Molecule: messenger RNA, 6056 nt
Organism: Nematostella vectensis (starlet sea anemone)
Lineage: Eukaryota; Metazoa; Cnidaria; Anthozoa; Actiniaria; Edwardsiidae
Product: dedicator of cytokinesis protein 1
Exons: 58
Coding region: 120-5384 (1754 amino acids)
Biological process (GO): small GTPase-mediated signal transduction
Cellular component (GO): plasma membrane; cytoplasm
Molecular function (GO): guanyl-nucleotide exchange factor activity; small GTPase binding
Source: RefSeq, a predicted model, not a curated record
UAUUCAGCGGUGUCACCCGGAAGCGUAGGGAAUGGCGUUGACCGAGGCGUUUGAUCAAGAUCUUUGCUGAAUGUUUUCCUAAAUUCCACCUGGGUUUAGAACCCUAACCGGUCUGUAACAUGACCAGCUGGCGUGCAGUUAGUUCUUCACAGAUUGGAGUUGUGAUCUACAACUUCAAUGAAAAAGGUGCACACAAGCUGAAACUUCAGUUGGGCGAAACUGUGCAAGUGCUUGAAGAAAAUGGAGGUUGGUACAGAGGAUUUUCCCUGCGGAAUAAAAAUUCAAGGGGGAUUUUUCCAAUCUCAUACGUUAAACUGCGACAACAGAAAAAUGGCCAAGUGAGGAAUAAUGAGGGUGUCCUUCAGGAAAUCUCACUUGUAGAAGAAAUGACAUCAGUUUUACGAGAAUGGGGAAAUAUGUGGCAAAACCUUUAUCUGAGAAGAGAAGAUCACCUUUUCUUGCUUGUGAAAAAGCAGAUGGCAGAGUUAAUGGACUGGAGAAGACAAAUUCUUUCAGAAACUCUUCCUGGAGAUCAACUAAAGCAAUUGAAACAAAAGGUCACAUCAACCAUUGACUAUGGAAACAGGAUCAUUGGACUUGACCUGGUGGUUCGUAAUGAUGAUGGUAAUAUUCUUGAUCCAGAUUCAACAGGUGUCAUUGAACUUUAUAGAAGGCAUUUAAGCACGUCCAAUAAGAUCCAAUCAUCUAGCAGAGAUGAAUCUAAGAAGCUCAAGCGGGAGGCUGCCUUCUCUUCGACUCAUAACAUUUAUGUCAAUAUAAAAAAUGUAGUCUGUAACAUCAAUGAUGACGCAGAAGUAUUUAUUUCACUGUAUGAUGCACGAGAUGGAGAGUUUAUUAGUGAACAGUUUGUUGUAAACUGGGACAAGGCUGGUAUGCCUAAAGAAAUUGAUAAGCUGUAUAACCUGACUGUGUUGUUUACGGAUCUAGGAACUAAAGAUCUUAAAAGAGAUCGCGUCUUUCUUGUGUGUCAAAUAAUCCGAGUAGGCCGAAUGGAUCUCAAAGAGCCGGCCAGUAAAAAGCUGACUAAAAACUUGAGAAGGUGUUUUGGAGGUGCAGUGUUGAAUCUGUCUGAUCUGAUGUCUGGCAAGGUUCAAUAUGAGGACGACAAGGAGCACUUCCUGCAGCUACAUGUGGUUCCAUUCAGAGUUCCUGAGAACCAGUUUAUGCAUGAUUGGAUCAAGAAGAUGAUAGCCUCACAGCUUGCAGACUCCAAGGGAACAGGACAAGGAAUUUGGGUAUCUGUUAAAGUACUUGAAGGAAAUGAAGAACAGAUAAGAGAAGAGAACCCUCUUUUAAUGAACAAACACACUGCUAUUGCUCGCAAGCAAGGCUUCCCAGAGGUUAUCAUGCCAGGUGAUGUGAGAAAUGACCUGUAUGUGACAGUGCUGUCAGGAGAGUUUGAAAGAGGCCACAAAACAGCGAACAAGAACAUUGAGGUUACUAUGCAUGUGCUUUCAGACAAUGGGGACAUUCUUGAGAAUGUGAUUAGUUACGGCGCAGGGGAGGAUCUGGUUAGUGAGUACCGCUCUGUGAUUUACUACCACAGUGGCAAGCCAGAGUGGCAUGAAACUAUCAAGCUGGCAGUUCCCAUUGAACAGUUCUACGAGUCUCAUCUUCGGUUCACGUUCAAACAUCGAUCUAGCGGAGAAGAAAAGGAUAAGAGUCAGAAGGUGUUCGCAUUUGCGUUCGUUCGAUUGAUGCAGCGAGACGGCACAACCCUUAAGGAUGGCACUCACGAGCUUAUGGUCUUCAAGUGCAACUCGACCAAAGUGCUGCCAUCCACAUACUUGCAGUCUGCUUCGUUUAAAAUCGAACAGACUCUGAUGAACCCUCCCACCAAGGGCGGGGCCGAUGCUGCGGCAUACUGCAAUGACAAAUUUAAUAUCAAGACCCUACUAUGCUCCACAAAGCUCACACAGAACCUGGAUUUACUUGGCCUGCUGAAGUGGCGACAGAUGCCAGGCAAGCUGAAAGAUGUCCUGGUGACUCUGAUGAAAGUCAGUGGGGAAGAGAUCGUCAAGUUCCUCACGGACACAUUUGAUGCCUUGUUCGCAAUCCUCAACGAGAAUGCAAGGAAAUACGACAAGCUUGUGUUUGAUGCCUUGGUGUUCACCAUCAGUCUACUAGCAGACAAGAAGUACCACCACUUCCGCCCUGUGCUGGAGGCGUACAUCGACAAUCACUUUGCCGCCACCAUUGUCCACUCAACUUUGAUUGCCGUCUAUAAAGAAUACAUCGCAUAUGCUGAGCGUGAUAGCCUGGAGAGGGCGAGGAUGGACCUGCUACUGAAAGCCAUGAAGGCUAUGGAAUACAUCUUUAAAUUCAUCGUUCAGUCCAGAAUACUCUACGAGAGGUUCAAUGGCUCUAAAGGACACGCUGAAUUCCAGGAGGACCUGCGAGGGAUGUUCCACUCCUUAGUCAACCUGAUGACAAACACAAAAAAUGAGACCCUUCUUACACAGGGUGCGGCUCUCAAAUAUUUCCCCGCAACCUUCGAGCACCUGCUACAGGUCUUUGAUGCAAAGGAAUUAGCGUACUAUGCACGUGACUUCAUUGAAAAAAUCCCCGAGAAGCGCUUGACGUCACAAAGGUUGGACUGCAUCCAUAACAUGGUCAAAAGCCCUCUCUUCGAAAUCCCCGACUCCCGCUGUGUGCUGUUGCCGAUGGCCGUGAGCCAGAUUGGGAAAGAGAUGGAUAGGAACGAGGAGAUGAUCAUCUGUAUUGACGUCCUAAACGAUAUCCUCAUCAUGUUGAUGAGAAAAGACGUGGGCUUGACACACGAGGAUGUGUUCUUUCUUGUCGUCUCGCUGCUCCGAGUGGUCGUCAAGGCAGUAAUCAAGAUGGACAGAUCCCAACCUGUUGUGGGUAGCUACGUGGCAUGCCUGAUUGCCAUGCUUCAGUUGAUGGAUGAAGAUCACUACCGGAUGUACAUUGAUCAGUUUUCCUCUCGACUUGACUUGCUGGACUUCCUGAUGGAGCUUUUCCUUCUCUUCCGUGAAUUUGUCAGCAACAAUGUGUACCCCAAAGACUGGGUUGUCAUGACGAUGGUGCAAAACAGUGUUAUACUGAACACGAUACAGUACUUCUCUGAGGCCCUUCACGACUCGUUCUUCCGCGAUGGCGAGUUUGAGUACCAGUUGUGGAAUAAUUUUUUCCACCUGUCAGUGGCGUUCAUUACCCAAGAGUCACUACAGCUCGAAGACUUCAGCCAGGCAAAGCAGGACAAGAUACUCGAAAAGUAUUCUGACAUGCGAAUGAUAAUCGGCCUGAAGAUUAACGACAUGUGGCACAGCUUAGGCUCGCACAAAAUCAAGUUCAUUCCAGGACUAGUUGGGCCUUUCCUAGAGAUGACCUUAAUCCCUCAGACAGAUCUACGGAAAGCCACCAUUCCCAUAUUCUAUGACAUGAUCGAGGUCGAGCACAGGACAACGGGUGGCUUUGUAACGGUGGAGACCGAGAUGAUGAGCAAGCUGGACGUGCUGGUGGAGGGCGGCAAGGGGAAUGCGGACUACAAGGAGCUCUUUCAUCAGAUUCUGUUCGAAUUGUUCAACCGGCAUCCUCAGCUGAAGGAGGAGGGACUGCGAUUCGUGCAACUUCUCACGCAACUCAUGGAAAGACUGCUGGACUAUCGUACCGUGGUCCAAGGGGACGAGAACAUCGACAAUCGCAUGAGCUGCAUUGUGAAUGUGCUGAAUUUCUACAAAGAAAUCAGAAGAGAGGAAAUGUUCAUCAGAUACGUGUAUAAGCUUUGUGACAUGCACCUGGCCAUUGAGAACUACACCGAGGCCGCCUUCACACUCCUGUUACACGCCGACUUGUUAGAGUGGUGCGAUCAGCCCGUGUUCACGGGUCAAGGCAAGUACCAAGCAACGACUCAGCGUCAGUUGAAGGAGAGCCUCUACACUGACAUGAUUGACUAUUUCGACAAAGGAAAGUGUUGGGAGGAGGCCAUAUCCAUGUGCAAACAGCUUUCCAAGCAGUACGAAGAACAGACGUUUGACUACAUCAAGCUCAGCCACAUACUCAACAAGCAAGCCAAGUUUUACGACAACAUCAUCACACAGGUCCGGGGCGAACCUGAAUACUUCCGAGUUGCCUUUUAUGGUAAAGGCUUCCCGACAUUCCUCCGGGAUAAAGUGUUCAUUUACCGUGGAAAGGAAUACGAGCGUCUGUCCGACUUCUGUGUCCGGAUCCAGAGUCAGUAUCCGAGUGCUAAGAUGCUGAACUAUCUCACACGGCCGGAAGAAGAUAUCAUUAAUUCCUCGGGUCAACACAUGCAAAUCAACAAGGUCAAUCCAGUUCCCGUCGAGAGAAGAAAAUUUCGCGGCAAGAAUGUCAUGGAGCAAAUUACUAGAUUUUACGAUGUGAAUAGCAUCAACAAGUUCCAGUACUCAAGAGUAUUCCACAAGGGCAUCAGAGACAAAGAAUGUGAAUUCAAGACGAUGUGGCUGGAGCGCACUAUUCUCUACACCAAGUACAAGUUUCCAGGAAUUCUUUGCUGGUUUGAAGUCAUCAGCAGUGACCUGGAGGAAGUGAGUCCCAUCAGGAACGCCCUCGAGACGAUGAUGUCCAAGAACAAGGAGCUAAGAAGUCUGAUCGGUAUGCUCAAGGCGGACCCUAACCUCAAUGUCAACCCACUUACCCAGAACCUCCAGGGUACAGUGGACGCCGCGGUCAUGGGUGGAACCUCAAACUACGAGAAGCUUUUCUUGAUACCAGAGUACCUUAAAGAAAACCCCGAUCACCAGCAGUAUGUGGAUCAGCUGAAGGAACUCCUGGUAGAACAGGUGGAUGUGCUUGAGGAGGGUAUACGGUUGCACGGCACACGCAUUAAGGAUAACAUACGACCGCUACACGAGAUCAUCGAGACGGGCUUCAAGCAGAAGAAGGCGCACUUUGAGCAGUUCAGAAAGAAGGCCAAGCCGAGUGUGAGCUCUGCGCCGCCAAGGAACCCUCGCUCUCGGCUCACCAUACAGCCACGCAGCUCAGAUGAAAGGUCGACCAUAUCCAGCGACGAAAUGGCCCCACCAAUUUUACCCCUCAAACACAACAAACAGUCUAUGGAAGACACACCCGGGGAAGAGCGAUCCACCACAGUCGACGGCCCUCCCAAGCCACCCCGACCCACCCCUCCCGAAUCUCUUCUCAUCAGUGGAGAGACCCCCCCGUCCCUUCCAAGUAAAGGAAGAAGACCGUCGCAGCAAAGGGGGAGUACGGCAUCUAGCGGGUCCGGGGGGGAUGUAGACUUGCCGAGUACGCCAGAGUCCGUCCCGGUCGUCCCCCCUCGUCGCCAGACCAUACGUGCACCCAAGCCGCAAGACUCGCCCCCAGUCCCUCCUAAGAGCCGGGACUCUCGGUUGUGAUUUGCUAUUCCUUAGUCAAAUAGGUAGAAUCCUUAUCAAUACAAUAUAUCUAUUCUUAUACAAUUCUAUUUUUAUUUUACAAGAAUUCCGGGUUACAAAUUAUGGCACCGGCCGUCCAUUCUAAGUCUGCCAAUAGUGAUGACGAGAAAGAUUAGACAAUAGAGGAAGGAAGAAAUUGGUUUUAGAGACUCGUUGGACCUUCCUCUCAUUAAAGAAAAAAAAAAUUGGAAAAAAAUCAUUUGGAAAUAACGCUGUAAAUUAAAGGGUAAAUUUUCAAUUCGUUAUUGCAAAAAAAUUCACUUAGUCUUUUGCUCGGUCCCCUGUCGGGCCACCUGUGGAUUUGGCGCCAAUUAGCUGCUUGCGCACGGCAAUUGAAAAAACUGCGGAGGAAAUCACUGCUUUGAUUGGCUGCGUUCCUCUAUCAAAAAUAGUAUUUUUUUUUUACAAAUAUUGAAAAUUUAGGAAAAAUAGAUUUGAUUCUUAUAAAGGAAAUGCUUUUGUGUGAUGAUGACAUUUAAGCUGUUGUGUUUAUUAAGUGUCCUAUUUCGUGAGACGGAUAGGAAAGUAAAUUCUAGAAUUAAGGGCAUUACAAAACUCUUUAUACAAAAUAUAGGCCUUAUUUUUAUAAAAACCUUUUUAUCAUGCACAAAAAGAAAUAAAAUUAUACUGGAA